Corythoichthys intestinalis (scribbled pipefish) is the source of this 2854-nucleotide messenger RNA. Its product is annotated as serine/threonine-protein kinase PAK 1-like. Bases 247 to 1959 code for a protein of 570 amino acids. Gene Ontology annotation, cellular component: cytoplasm. Gene Ontology annotation, molecular function: ATP binding; protein serine/threonine kinase activity. Gene Ontology annotation, biological process: regulation of MAPK cascade; intracellular signal transduction; protein phosphorylation. The record is from RefSeq and is a predicted model, not a curated record. Lineage: Eukaryota; Metazoa; Chordata; Actinopteri; Syngnathiformes; Syngnathidae. The transcript has 16 exons.
CGGCCAAUAGCGUGGCCGCUUUACACCAGAUGGGCGGUUAUUCCCUCGCCGAGGAGGCUCCCCGGUGGUUAGCUAACAAUAGGCCGGGAGAGGCGGCUUGGCUCGGCUUGGGGGAGUAGGACGAAGCAGCCCCGGCGGAGGAGACACUUUAGCGGCCACUUCGAACGGCGUGGCCCGGUGUUGUAUCCACACCUCGUCUCCAAUUCCACUCCCAUUGAAUUUUGGCGAACUCGCAGACGAAAGAAGAUGUGCGACAACGGGGAGGUGGAAGACAAGCCGCCAGCCCCGCCCAUGAGGAACACCAGCACCUUGAUUGGCUCCUGCAGCAAAGACCCCGCCCCUGUCAAUCAUGGCUCCAAACCCUUACCCCCCAACCCGGAGGAUAAGAAGAAAAAAGACCGAUCUAUUCGCUUCAUUCUGACAGGAGGCGGCGACAAAACGUACAAAAAGAAAGAGCGUCCCGAGAUUUCUCUGCCGUCAGAUUUUGAACACACCAUCCAUGUCGGAUUUGACGCCGUCACCGGGGAGUUCACCGGGAUGCCCGAGCAAUGGGCCCGCCUCCUGCAGACAUCCAACAUCACCAAACUGGAGCAGAAGAAGAAUCCUCAGGCCGUGCUGGACGUUCUUAAAUUCUACGACUCCAAGGAGACCAGCAACAGUCAAAAAUACAUGAGCUUCACAGACAAAACUGCAGACGCUUUCGCAUCGUCCACCACAGCGAUCUCCAAGAGCGUCUCUGAGACGCCCGCCAUUGCCACUGUGUCUGAAGAUGAAGACGAAGACGAAGCCGAGCCGCCGCCUGUCAUUGCCCCGCGACCGGAACACACCAAGUCGAUCUACACCCGCUCAGUGAUCGAACCCCUUCCGCCCCCUCUCACCAAAGACGCGGCCACCUCCCCCAUUGUGGCCCCCACCUCCACCACGGCGACCACCACCUCCUCGUCAUCCUCCUCGGCCUCCGCGGCUGCCGUCACCCCGCCAGGCGUCUCCGCCGCGGAAGGCGCCAACCCCGCCGCCGGGGCCUCCCUGCCCCGCCCUCAGGACAAAGGACGCAAGAAGAAGAUGUCUGAUGAGGAGAUCCUGGAGAAGCUCAGGACCAUUGUAAGCGUUGGCGACCCCAAGAAGAAAUAUACUCGGUUUGAGAAAAUCGGACAAGGUGCGUCCGGGACUGUUUACACGGCCAUCGAUGUUGCCACUGGACAAGAGGUGGCCAUCAAGCAGAUGAACUUGCAGCAGCAACCCAAGAAAGAACUCAUCAUCAACGAGAUCCUAGUUAUGAGGGAAAACAAAAACCCCAACAUUGUCAACUACCUGGACAGUUACCUGGUGGGCGACGAGCUCUGGGUGGUGAUGGAGUACUUGGCCGGCGGCUCUUUGACUGACGUCGUCACAGAAACCUGCAUGGACGAAGCACAGAUAGCGGCCGUUUGCCGAGAGUGUCUGCAAGCGCUGGAGUUUCUGCACUCCAACCAAGUCAUCCACAGAGACAUCAAAAGUGACAACAUCCUGCUUGGCAUGGACGGCUCCGUUAAGCUCACCGACUUUGGCUUCUGUGCUCAAAUCACUCCGGAGCAGAGCAAACGCAGCACCAUGGUGGGCACGCCCUACUGGAUGGCUCCUGAGGUGGUGACCCGCAAAGCUUACGGCCCCAAAGUGGACAUCUGGUCCUUAGGCAUCAUGGCUAUAGAGAUGGUGGAGGGCGAGCCGCCCUACCUUAACGAAAACCCUCUCAGGGCACUCUAUUUGAUCGCCACCAACGGGACGCCAGAAUUGCAGAACCCUGAGAAACUGUCGUCCACCUUCAGGGACUUCCUUAACCAAUGUCUAGAGAUGGAUGUGGAAAAGAGAGGCUCUGCUAAGGAACUGUUGCAGCACCAAUUCCUGAAGAUGGCCAAACCACUCUCCAGCCUCACGCCACUCAUCAUAGCUGCUAAGGAGGCCGCCAAAAACAACCGUUAGCACACGCCGACCCCCCCCCCCCCCCCCCCCCCCAUCUUCAACACUGGACUUUCAAAAGAGGGGGCGGGGCCGGAUCGAUGAUGUCAUCCACAGAGUGAGAAAAAAAAGACUGGAUUUGCUGUUUUCUACGUGCGUAUGUCUGUAUUUUCUUGUCUGCUUUCAGAAUGUGCAACUGUUUUUAUUUUAUUAUUAUUAUUUUUUUUUUAAAUCGUUUCGUGUACGAAAGAGAUAUGAUUAUGCUGGGUUAUCAAGUGAUUGUAGCAUUAAAGCAGGUUAGCUUAGCUUAUGUUAGCUUAGCACAGCAUUGCUGGGUUCGUGGACCAGUUGGUCUUAUGAGUUAAAGAUCAUUAUAUGGUUAAUAAUAACUAGCACACGAGCCAUAUAUCAUGAUCAGAUUCCAGCCUUUUUAACUCUGCUUACCAUUGACUGCAAUUAAGAGUUUCUGGAACUGUUGAACGUGAGAGUGCAAUGAACAAAACUAUCAAAUUACUACAAAAAAAUUGGAAAACCGUCUUUUUAACCUCUAACAGAUCCAAAGUGCUGCGGUAAUAUUUGAUUGGACAUGCUGUAAAAAGGGGCGGAGUGAGCAGUGGUUCAUUUGCAUGCGAAAUGACCACCUCUUCAAAAUGGCGAGGCUGAAAAAAAGCAAACAAUCAAACAAACAAAAAAAAAAUCAGAAGGCCAUGGGACACAGUAAGACUUAAAAUCAUAAUGCAUUUUAUUUAACCGAUGGAAAAAGCUGGUAAUUACCCAUCAUGCACCCUGCAAAAGUGCAGUGAAGUGGACAAUGUGCAUGUUUUUCUCGAGAUUUUUUUUUUUUAUUAUUAUCGGUACGACAGAAGUGGUGACUCUUCCCCAAGGUGUAUAAAAGAAGAAAUAAACUGCGAUGAGUCAA